GCGAGAGGUAACUGUCGGUCAUACGAGACAGGCUGAGAGACACGACGGAAGGAGUAUUGUCAGAGUGACAGUGGACCAAUUUUAUAUAUUACAGUUGUGUGAUUCUCACAGCUGUCCUGUUUGGCGGAUUCCUAUUUCUGAAGCCUUCCAUCUGGUACAGUUCUCCUAGAAAGCGGCAUGGGACUCCAGGUAGACUCGACACUCCAGUCUAUCCUCCUCGUUCCAAUCCACUUCCUGAUAUGGCUGUACUCCGUCCUGACCUUCCUGCCCUGGUACUACAUCACCGGUGCUGGCAAAAGAAAAACUAUAUCUAACCGGGUAAAAGCCCGUUCCACCUCCGGCUGCCCUGAGGGACCUUACCGCUCUGUGGACCAGUUUGACUCCCUAGCUAAGGAGGACUUCCCAGGCAAGGACACACUGGACAAGCUCUUUGAGUAUGCUGUGCAACGCUUUGGAGAAUCACAUUGUCUCGGCACCAGGGAGAUUCUGAGUGAAGAAAAUGAGAUUCAGCCCAGUGGUAAAGUUUUUAAAAAGCUGAUCCUGGGGGAGUACAGAUGGCUGUCCUACAAGGAAAUUGACUCUCUUGUGAGUCAGUUUGGAAGUGGAUUUGCAGCUUUGGGACAGCAGCCCAAAAGCACUAUUGCAAUUUUCUGUGAAACCAGAGCGGAAUGGAUGGUCACUGCUCAGGCAUGCUUUAGGCGCAAUUUCCCAUUGGUGACAUUCUAUGCCACACUCGGAGAGGAUGCAAUUGCCUUUGGACUGAAUGAGACUGGUGUUUCACAUCUAGUCACCAGCGCAGAACUGCUCGAGACUAAACUGAAAAAAGUGCUUCCACUGUGCCCAAAACUGAAGCAUGUGAUUUACGUGGACCAGAAGAAAGUGAGCACAGAAGGCUACCCAGCAGGAAUCUCCAUCCACAGCAUGCAGGCUGUGUUAGAGAUGGGCGCACUGCCUGAAAAUAUGGGGAGGGCUAUAGUGAAGCCACAGCCCUCUGAUCUAGCUGUGGUGAUGUAUACCAGUGGCUCCACUGGACGACCCAAGGGAGUGAUGAUUGUCCACAGAAACCUGAUUGCAGGAAUGACAGGACAGUGUGAGCGCAUCCCUGAACUAGGGCCCAGUGACACGUACAUAGCCUACCUGCCCCUGGCUCAUGUUCUGGAAAUGACAGCUGAGAUCUCCUGUGUUACAUAUGGUUGUCGGAUUGGCUACUCUUCCCCACAGACUUUGUCAGACCAGUCCACCAAAAUAAAGAAAGGAAGUAAAGGAGACUGCUCUGUGCUCAAACCCACCCUGAUGGCAGCUGUGCCAGAAAUAAUGGAUCGGAUCAACAAGAAUGUAAUGAGCAAAGUGCAGGAAAUGAGUUUCAUCCAGAAGACGCUGUUUACACUGGGCUACAAAUAUAAACUGGAGCAGAUCAAGAGGGGCUAUGAUGCACCACUCUGCAAUGCCGUGUUAUUCCGGAAAGUCAAGAAACUGCUGGGAGGACGGGUGAGGAUGAUGCUGUCAGGAGGGGCACCCCUUUCCUCCGCCACUCAAAGAUUCAUGAAUGUGUGCUUCUGUUGUCCAGUGGGCCAGGGCUACGGCCUCACUGAAACCUGUGGAGCAGGCACCAUCACAGAGGUUGCGGACAUCAGCACCGGUCGUGUUGGAGCUCCUCUUAUUUGCUGUGAGAUCAGACUCCGGGACUGGGCUGAAGGUGGCUACACCAGCAAAGACCAGCCAAACCCAAGAGGGGAGGUCCUGAUUGGUGGUCCUAAUGUAACCAUGGGUUACUACAGGCAUGAAGGCAAUGAUCAGGACUUUUUUGUGGACGAUAAAGGGGAGAGAUGGUUCUGCACUGGAGAUGUAGGAGAGGUUUACCCAGAUGGCUGUCUACAAAUAGUCGACCGCAAGAAAGACUUGGUCAAACUGCAGGCUGGAGAGUAUGUGUCUCUUGGUAAAGUGGAAUCUGCGCUGAAAAACUGCGUUAUCAUUGACAACAUCUGUGCUUACGCAAACAGUGAGCAGAACUACGUGAUCAGCUUUGUGGUUCCUAACCAGAAGAAGUUGAUGGAACUGGCCAAACAGAGAGGCAUAGAUGGAACAUGGGAGGAGAUCUGCGUUCACCCUGAAAUGGAAAGAGAAGUUCUGGAAGCGAUCAAAGUCGCCGCUGCCAGCAUUAAACUCCAGCGAUUCGAAAUUCCCAUGAAGGUCCAUCUGAGUCCUGAGCCGUGGACCCCAGAGACGGGUCUUGUUACGGAUGCAUUCAAGCUGAAGAGGAAAGAGUUGAAGAACCACUAUCUCCACCACAUAGAGAGAAUGUAUGGAGGAAAAUAGCUUGUACAGUUUCACCCAAGAGUCCAAGAUGUCACCAUAACGGGGUGGAGUGGCGCAGAGGUUAAGACCAGUACCCUGUGUGCGAAAGACGUCAUGAUCGCAAUGGUCGCAAGUUGGACUCCACCCCUGGCGGAUUGUACACAAUUCCAUUGUAAGUCGCUUUGGAUAAAAGCGUCUGCUAAAUGACAUGUAAUAACCACUGUUUUGUGAUCCAUAAAUAUUUCCUUAAAGCAGUUUGUGAACCACAGACAUCCACAUGAAAGUGUCUUGAAAAGCUAAAUGCUGUAGAUAUUAAUAGUUGUUUCCUAUGUGCUGCUUUAUAUUCAUGUGAUGAAGUUUUUGAUUGUCGAAGAUACGGACUGUAGUGGCUUCGCACUCGGCUGCCAUCCAUUUAAAUCUGUCGGCUUUCUAUUUGAAGCAAUGCACUUGUUACAUUGAGAAUAUUACCAACUGUAUUCAUCAGGCUUCUAAAGCUCUUGUAAAGUUGGAGUGCUUUUGUUACUGUGCCUUCAGUCCACAUUACUUGUGUAGUCGAGCAGAAGUGGGAUCUAUUAAAAAAAAUAGUAGUCUGUUUGUUACAAAGAAAAUGGCAAUAGGGCCACAUUAAUGUUUACUUGGGGCUUUAGGAAAUAUCCCCCCCAUCCAGAAAUACACUGACAUGGUUUAUGAUCAUGUCUGCUAACCCACUCCGUGUUUUAUUUAUUCAGUUAAUGUGUCAAUAUAUUCAGAAAGACCAAAAUGUGUACACAUGAAUGACUCAGGAAGAAAAAAAUUUAAUAUAUGAAAUUUGGAAAAAGUGGGUUUCUUGUAUAGGAAAAUUUGUUCUACUGUUGUGGGGACCUUAUUUAUUUUCAGUGCAAGUUUGCUUAACUACUAAAAAUGCUUCUACACAUUAACUGAAGUCACAUCUGGCAUACAGUAAUACAGUGCGUAAUUUACCUCAGUUAACAGGUUUGUGUACAAAUUGGCAUCAUAAGGUUAUUUGAAGUCUGUUCAUAUUAAUGAGUGUUUUUGAUGUAUUUUUCAAAUAACUGUGCUGAUGGAUUUCCUUUAAUAAAACCCCUGAGGGUGCAGACAUUGACAGUCGUGUUACAGCUAGUUGUACAGUGAUCCUUCUUGUAUUUAUUAUGCCAUUUUGAUCACACGCCUUGAUCAACACAACGAAAAAUAAACAUCCUUUUUUGUAAACUGA
Molecule: messenger RNA, 3508 nt
Organism: Solea senegalensis (Senegalese sole)
Lineage: Eukaryota; Metazoa; Chordata; Actinopteri; Pleuronectiformes; Soleidae
Gene: acsl4a
Product: acyl-CoA synthetase long chain family member 4a
Exons: 15
Coding region: 178-2316 (712 amino acids)
Biological process (GO): long-chain fatty acid metabolic process; long-chain fatty-acyl-CoA metabolic process; neuron differentiation
Cellular component (GO): endoplasmic reticulum; plasma membrane; lipid droplet
Molecular function (GO): arachidonate-CoA ligase activity
Source: RefSeq, a predicted model, not a curated record